UAAAAACACUCCUACACCCACCUACCCACAUUUUGUAAAGAAGAAGGUGAGGUUAAAAACCUUGUAUUCCAUUUCUCAUGUAAGAAAGUAACUUGUGAGGUGACGUUUACAAAAAUAAGGGAGAACAGAUUCUGUAGCUCAUCAGAAGAAAUGGUGAGGAAAGUAAGUGAGCAGCACAUAACGUGAAGGUAGACCCAAGAAUUUGGACUUAAGUUUUGAAAGUCAGUACAGCAAUUGGACAGAAUUUAAGUAUCCUAAAAGAGGAGAUUUGAAAUGGUCAGUAUGCUCUCCCUUGCAGAAAAUAAACACUUGGUAAUGGGAAUUAGUGUUGAAUUUGAUCCUCUUGAGAGAAUUCCUCUGAGGGACUGGCCCACACCAUUGUUAGCCUGUUUCUCCAGCUUAUUCUGGGGAAAGCCUACCACCACCAAGCUUUGUUGAGCCUCAGAAUUUCUAACAGUCUGAAAUCAGCUAGAAUGCAAACACAAUUCUUGAUUCCCUAAGGGUCCUACUCACUUCUCUGCCACUGCCUCUUUAUUUCAGUUAGGUGAUUUGGAGAUAAAAGAAGGGCUGUUUUAAUUUGGAGUAGGGGGAAAUAGAAGUGUUAGCACAGGCUAGCCCUUCAUUUAUCCCACUGAUUAAAGCACUAAUCACAGGUAGCGUCUAAAUUUGAGCUUCACUCUGAAGAAUUUGCUCAAAGUGUCACAGUGUCUCAGGUGAUUGGGGUGUAGGCGGAAGGAAUUGUUUAGUCUUCCACGGGCAGGCUCAGCAGGGAUUCUGGGAGUGGGGACAGCUGUGUUGUCUUCAUCCACUCAUCCCCUUUACAGUCCUGGGUCCUUGGCCUGCUGUGGUCCUCUGGACCGAAAGUUUUCCUGCUCAGGUCCAUCUCUGUGACCUGCUGAGCACUUAAGACCAAACUGCCUCUUAACCUGGGAAAAAGUGCUUUGUUGAGCUUCCAGAUUUACUGUUUUCUUUCAGUUCAAAGAAAACCUAGUGUACAUUAAGCUGGGCAAAUGAGUCCUAAGCUGCUGAGAGAUGACUCACUUCCUGUGUGCACAUGCCACAGGCUCUCAGGGACCUGGUCCUUCAACUCAGUUUGCCUCCCCUUUCAGCCUUUAUGUGGACCCUGAGCCCCGUUCCACUUUACUGGUGCCGCAAGAAGCAAAGGAGCAAAGGGUGACUGAGUGGUGACCAAAUGAAACCCUUUUUGUUAACAACUGGAGCUCACUGGUCGUGGUAUUUUGUGCACUGUCUGCAUGGCAUUGCUUGCGAAGGGCAGAGCUAAGACAACACUUCUGAUUCCUGACCAGUUGUCCUGGACACUGCUGGUGCCAGUGUUCUUUUUUUCCCAGGGUUCUUUUUAGAGUCAUUAUGUCCUCACAGUGUGACUUUACACUGUAUGAAGCAUUUCCACAUGACCUCAUAUGAGCCUAACAGCAAAGCUGUGAAAGGAGCAGGGUGGUAUUAUCACCGUUUUAUAGCUCGGGAAGCAAGUGCAGAGGCAGCAUUAUAGUGGAAUCCUGAGAUUGCUGUUUACUUCCCUCCCCUGAGCCUCAGUUUCCUCAUCUUUAGAAUAACACUGAAGACUAGAUGGUCUCAAACGAUCUUUUCAGCUGAGUGUAUCCAUGACCCUGGAGGAGGACAUGAGAGCCAGUGGUGGAUACCCAAGACCAUAAUAGAUGGGAAGGUGGGAAACUAUGCUAGUGUGAGGAAUGCCUCUUCCUCAGGACAGGUUUCCUCCAGGAGGCGCACGGGUGGUGGUAGCAAGUGGCAGCCAGGGAUGCGCUGUCAAGAUUCUGCAGGAGACUCCGCGGCUUAAUUACGGGGAGUGGCCCCACCGUACCCAACAUGGCAGCCCCUAUGUGAGGAAACCCUGACGCCCACUUCCGGGUUCCGUACCGCUGGCCAGGCUACUUCCGGCAGCGAGAUGGCUGGGUUCCCGGGACUCGAACGGAAGUUCCGGCGGGGGCGGCCGAGGGGGAAGAGUGUGUGUCUGUGCGGGAGAAAGAGGAGAAUCGCCCGAGAGGUCUCGAAACCCACAGGGAGUGAGGCCCCAGCCGUGGAGCCCUGUGGUGUAUGUGUGGUAACACCAUGUCUGUGCCCCUGCUCACCGAUGCUGCCACUGUGUCUGGAGCUGAGCGGGAAACGGCUGCGGCACAGCUGGGCUGACGCCCUCUCCACCAUCCGGCUCCCUCACGUCAAGUACAUCUGUCCCCAUGCGCCUCGGAUCCCUGUGACACUCAACAUGAAGAUGGUGAUGCCCUCCUGGUUUGACCUGAUGGGGCUGAGUCCAGAUGCCCCGGAGGACGAGGCUGGCAUCAAGAAGGCAGCAGAGAACAUCAAGGCCUUGAUUGAGCAUGAGAUGAAGAAUGGGAUCCCUGCCAAUCGGAUCGUCCUGGGAGGCUUUUCACAGGGUGGAGCCCUGUCCCUCUACACAGCCCUCACCUGCCCCCACCCUCUGGCUGGCAUUGUGGCAUUGAGCUGCUGGCUGCCUCUGCACCGGGCCUUCCCCCAGGCAGCCAACGGCAGUGCCAAGGACCUGACCAUCCUUCAGUGCCAUGGGGAGCUGGACCCCAUGGUUCCCGUACGGUUUGGGGCCCUGACAGCCGAGAAGCUCCGGUCCGUUGUCACACCCGCCAGGGUCCAGUUCAAGACUUACCCAGGUGUCAUGCACAGCUCCUGUCCUCAGGAGAUGGCAGCUGUGAAGGAGUUUCUUGAGAAGCUGCUGCCUCCUGUCUAACCAGAGUUGCUGGCCUCCAGCGCAGUCCCCGGCUCACGGGGACUUGGCACGCGUGGCACCAUCUUGGAUCUGAGCCGGUCGAGCCCCUUUCUCACCCUCCUGGACCCAUCCUUUUCCCACAGCCCUCUGGGGCAGGCAGGCCAAGGCCUGGCCAGGGAUUCCUUCCUGGCUUCAGCCACCUGGCCGUCCGCUGCAGGGGGGUGGGCUGCUUUCUUAUCCCAUUUCCCUAGAGGUGGGGCCCCCCCGGCAGCAGUAUUGGAGGGGCUGUAGGCAGCGGGAGAAAGGGGCCCAGCCGCUGACCCACUCACUCAGGACCUCACUCACGAGCCCCGCUUUGGGCCCCCUCCUGUGACCUCAGGGUUUGGCCCAUGGGGCCCUCCCAGGCCCCACCUCCCACCCCUCCCCACAACCGAUUCUGCCCAGAUAAUCGUGUCUCUCCUGCCUCCACUCUAGCUGCUUCUCAAUCAUGAAUGUGUCCAUGGCCCAGGCUCCCUUGCUGCUGUGGGCUCCCUGCCCCAGCGCAGGAGUGUGGGUGACGGGGCAGAGUCCUUCGAGGGGGCCUCCCCUCAGCCAUUCUGACUUAGGGGCUGGGCCCUGCCUCCCCAUUACCCUCCACCCCUGCAGGCCUGGAGCCUGCAGGGCUGGACUGAGGCUCAAGGUCUCCCCCAGUUGCCUCACCCCACGUUGUCCCCACUCUAGGGCCGGGGGGAGGUGGGGAGGAGUUGUGUCUCGUCUUCUGUCUCCAUGUAGUCUUGGGUGUUUUUCUUGUUUUGUCUGGAUUCCGAUAAAAUUAAAGAAAUUGCUUCAA
Molecule: messenger RNA, 3545 nt
Organism: Hippopotamus amphibius kiboko
Lineage: Eukaryota; Metazoa; Chordata; Mammalia; Artiodactyla; Hippopotamidae
Gene: LYPLA2
Product: lysophospholipase 2
Exons: 9
Coding region: 1925-2737 (270 amino acids)
Biological process (GO): protein depalmitoylation
Cellular component (GO): cytoplasm
Molecular function (GO): carboxylic ester hydrolase activity; palmitoyl-(protein) hydrolase activity
Source: RefSeq, a predicted model, not a curated record